This is a messenger RNA of Caenorhabditis sp. 36 PRJEB53466, 1182 nucleotides long. The record is from the annotation of a GenBank genome assembly. NCBI's taxonomy places the organism in Eukaryota, Metazoa, Nematoda, Chromadorea, Rhabditida, Rhabditidae.
AUGGAAUUAACCGCUUUUAGACAUCAGGUAAUGAGCAAAUUCAUUAGAAAACAGUGAGAAUAUUGAAUUGCAGGUAGGAGGACAUUUCGGAAUACUUUUAUGCAACGGCCACGUGGCUAAACCGUCGAAUCUCCGCGAAAUGGCGUUCUAUAAAGUGAUGAACUCGGAGCUGAAGCACUUUUCGCCCGCUUUUUGCAAAGAAGUGGAAGUUCGAGCGUCUGUGAACCAAUCCACGGGACAGAUAGUCGUGGAAGCACUCGAAAAACUGGAUUGUCACAAGAAGAAGUCGUCGAGCAAACACGAGAGGUCCUCCACGGGAUUCCGGCUAACCGAGGAAGGCCGCGUCACAGUCGACACGGAGAAGCAGUGGAAUCCAUGGGCGGCCGGAUGCCAGUGCAAAGUGGUCGAGAGAAUGCUCAAAGAGCCCGACCCCACGCCGUUCCUGCUGCUCGAGAACGUCGUCGCCCACUACACUCGGCCCUGCGUGCUCGAUCUCAAAAUCGGAACGCGGCAGCACGGCGACGAUGCGAGCGAAUCGAAGCGACACCGACAGCUGAUGAAGUGCAGACAUUCGACGUCGGCGACGCUCGGAGUCCGCGUCGUCGGCAUGCAAAUGUACGAGGCGGAGACGAAGACGUAUUCGUAUGUGGAGAAACAGGAGGGCAGAAGAAUCGACGCCGCCGGAUUCAGAGGAUACGUCAAGAGAUUCGUCAAGUGCUGCGGACGAUCCAGGGCGGCCAGAAUACGCCAAAAGUGAGCGGUCCUUCAAGUUGUUCGGGAAUGUACCGUAGUCCUUUCAGACUCGCCAAACUUCGUUCUCUUCUUGCUGAAUUCGAAGGAUAUCGUUUCUUCUCUGCCUCCAUUCUCAUCGCUUUCGACGCGGAAGCUGCCGAUUCUUCGAACGACGACGCCGUCAAAGUGUGCAUUAUCGACUUCGCGCACUCGACAUUCUCCGGUUUCUUCGAGGUAAUAUCGUGUUAAGAAUUCGUAAUAACUUCUGAAUUCCGUCAGGACCUCACGUACUCCGGCGCCGAUGAGGGAUGUCUUCUGGGCAUUGACAGCAUAGUCGAAGCGAUGGACACUCAAAUUGUGGUUGGUUUUGCAGACGGAAUUUAAUUCAUUACAGAAGUAUGUUUUCAGAAAGAUCCGACGCCGCAUAACAACUACGAAAAGAAGAUGUGA